GAUGAAGACACUUACCUUACUGUUGAUCAAAGUGAGUUCAUAGGACAACAUAUCAUUGAAUGGUCAGUGAAUGGUGUCCUGUUUUAUUUGGGAGACAUUGUAGAUGAUUGGGACAUGUUGGAUAUAUUGAACAAGUUGGGUGCUGUGUGUACCGUACAUGCUACCUUACUACAACAAGGCAUGGAAGACCCCUCCAUCUUCAUCAAGGCCAACAUCAAGGGCACCCAAGCCAUCAUCGACACAGCAAUCACAGCUGGCAUCCAUAUGCUCAUCUGCACAAGUGCCACAAGUGUUGUGUUUAUUGGCACUGACAUCAUGAAUGUCAACAAGCAAGUACCCUCUCUGGAGAACCCGUUUGAUGUGUGUAAUGAUGCCCAG
Pisolithus orientalis is the source of this 378-nucleotide messenger RNA. RefSeq lists its product as uncharacterized. The record is from RefSeq and is a predicted model, not a curated record. Gene Ontology annotation, molecular function: 3-beta-hydroxy-Delta5-steroid dehydrogenase (NAD+) activity. Lineage: Eukaryota; Fungi; Basidiomycota; Agaricomycetes; Boletales; Pisolithaceae. The annotation marks the transcript as partial. The transcript has a single exon. Gene Ontology annotation, biological process: steroid biosynthetic process.